Chenopodium quinoa (quinoa) is the source of this 853-nucleotide messenger RNA. Its product is annotated as chromatin-remodeling complex subunit ies6-like. Bases 149 to 523 code for a protein of 124 amino acids. Gene Ontology annotation, biological process: chromatin remodeling. The transcript is spliced from 3 exons. Lineage: Eukaryota; Viridiplantae; Streptophyta; Magnoliopsida; Caryophyllales; Amaranthaceae. Gene Ontology annotation, cellular component: Ino80 complex. The record is from RefSeq and is a predicted model, not a curated record.
CAUACACCCAAAAAUCAGUGAAAUUGAGAAAGAAGAACAUAAACUGGUGAAUACCAGGACGAAGAACUCUCUAGAAUGUUAAAGUUAAUGGCAUUAUAUGGUAGAGAGAGAUUAUAAUGGUGAGUGAGAAAGAAGCAAGAAAGCAACAAUGGAGAAAGAAGUUUUGGAGGCUGAAUUAGUUUUACCUACUCACUUAAGCUUCAAGAAAGUUCAGAUGUAUGAAAAAUACCCAAAAGGUCAAUCCAGAGGCAGACAUUGGAAGCAUCUUAAACAGAUUCUUCAAGCUGAAAAUUACCAAAAUUACCCUCUUGAUGAACCCAAUUAUAUGAACGUUGAGGCACCACCUUCAAUGCAUCCACCCAAGAGAAUUUGUGAUAUUACUGGAUAUGAGGCACUAUAUUAUGAUCCAAGGACCAAAUUGCGUUAUGCCAAUGCUGAAGUCCUUAAACUCGUCAGGUCACUUCCCAAUGAUUAUGUGCAACAGUAUCUGGCUCUUAGGAAUGCUGCUGUCAUCCUUAAGUAGUUUUACCUCCCUCAAACAAUGUUCUGCUCAGCUACCUGACAAGUUCUUAUCAUUGAAUUCAACCAAAAUUGCUUUUGCUCUACCAUGAAAUCUUGCAAUGUGCAAUCUGAAUCAAGUUAGGCAUCUAGGUUGUGCUUCUGAUAUUUAAGAACUUGUAUAGUUGUAUUAGUUAGUUGGCUAAUUGGGUUUUGUAUGUUGCUGAAUUGAUAAUGAUCUUGAGUGUAGUUUUGUAUGCAAUUUCUUAAACACUUGGUCAGUGUUUCCAGGUUUUUAUAAAAAAAAUAUAUGAAAAAACUUGCUCAUGUAAAUGGAGAUUACACAUUUACGCUA